This is a messenger RNA of Condylostylus longicornis, 777 nucleotides long. RefSeq lists its product as uncharacterized. NCBI's taxonomy places the organism in Eukaryota, Metazoa, Arthropoda, Insecta, Diptera, Dolichopodidae. Bases 1 to 777 code for a protein of 258 amino acids. Gene Ontology annotation, molecular function: protein dimerization activity. The transcript has 3 exons. The record is from RefSeq and is a predicted model, not a curated record.
AUGACUGGUCCGGCAACAGGGUUUGUUAAUUUAUUUCAAGAACAUGUUGGACAUCCGAUUAUAAGAUUUCAUUGCAUCAUUCACCAGCAAAUGCUUUGUGCAAAAGUAGGUACUAGCGAUUUAAAAGAAGUUUCAGAAAAAGUUAAUAAAAUUAUAAACUUUAUUGUUGCACGUGAUAUGCACAAAAGACAAUUUAAAAAACUUUUAAAUGAUGUCGAUUGUGGAUAUGACACUCUUUUAAUGUGCAAUAACCAACAGUUUGCACAAAGAUUUCUCGAUUUUAAAAGGAUCGAAAAUAUUUUAAAAAUUAUUAAUUACCCAGAUUUAUUUGAUAUGCAAGAUUGUGACAAUAACCUCCUUAAUUGGAUGCGAUUAGAUAAUUUAGAAAUGCAAAUUAUUGAUCUGCAAUCCAAUCCAGUUUGGGUAAAUAAAUUUGUGAAUAUGCGGAAGCUUGUUGAAGAUUUAGAAAGCCAUCGAUCCCAAAAUGUGGAAUCAGAAUGUUUCAUGGAAAGUAAAAUUUUAGAAGCUUGGAAUAGUAUGCCAGAUACCUUUUAUUCUGUCAAAAAAUUAGCAAUCUCGUUGUUAACGAUUUUCUCUUCCACUUACUCUUGCGAAAGUCUUUUUUCCGUUUUGAAUCAUGUACAUUCAAAGACUAGAAACAGAUUAACAGAGGAAGAUUCGGCAGCAUGUAUUACUCUGCAGUCAACAAUAUUACGUUUAGGAACAAACAUAACCUCUAGUAAGAACAAUAAAAGUUUACAGUUCCUUAAUAGUUAA